AUGACGCCAUGGAAGGGCUAUGACAGCACACCGAGAAGCUCGGCCAGCGACGGAUGCCGCUGCACGCCGACCCAAAAGCAAUUAGACGAUUACCAGGUUCCGCUCGUCGAGGCCGUGCGACGAUGGGACAUGGGCGCGCUGGAGGCCCUCGCGGCGGACGGCGUGGACAUGGGAGCAUCCAACCGCUUCGGCGAGUCCAUCGUCCACCUGGCCACGCGCAGGGGCAGCACGCCGGUGCUCCGGUUCCUGCUCUCUCACGGAGGCUCGCUGCGGAUCUGCGACGACUACGGCAAGACCCCCCUGCACGACGCGUUCUGGACCGCGGAGCCCCGGUUCGAGCUCGUGGCCAUGAUGCUGGAGAUGGACUGGGGGCUGCUCAGGGCGACCGAUGCCCGUUGGAGAGGGGUGGGGUUGGGGGGGGGGCGUUCCCUCCACCUCGCGCCGAUGCCGCGGUCCCGAUUACGCUUCGCCUGCUUUGGUAUCGAACUCCCUCGUGCCGUCAACGGAAACGGACACCUCGCGUGACCGUCUCGGUUUGCCUCUAUUGUUUUGUUGUCUCUCUAUGAUUUGCUAAUAGGGAAGAGAAGAGUGCGUGGUGGCUGUUUUUUCCUGAUCGAUUUCUACUACGGAAGAAGCGGAGGCGCAUCGACCGGGGGACUUUUUUAGUGUGUCCGGCGUGCCGUGUGCCCAGAAAAAGAGGUUAGGCUGUUGUAACACUAUCGGGAACGAAGGUAUUGCACACGUCCUUGCAGGCAGCAGCACGGGCCCGCUGGUGGCAAUUCUCCUUUUCGUUUUUUUUUGCUUUUGCCCUCGCCGCCGGGCCGUCUUUUGCUCUGCAACACACAAUUGUGGUGGUGUGGACGUUUGUUGUAAGGGUGUAUCGAGUGUGUUUAGCGUUCCCUUGGAAGGUCAGGUCUGUUGAGGUAGAAAAACACAACUGUAUGUAUGUCGUCGUGAACGAAAAAAUUGUCGUGAAUU
This is a messenger RNA of Ectocarpus siliculosus, 978 nucleotides long. NCBI's taxonomy places the organism in Eukaryota, Phaeophyceae, Ectocarpales, Ectocarpaceae. The record is from the annotation of a GenBank genome assembly.